AAGACUUUCAGCACUUAACAUAUAAAUUUGUUCGAUGGAUGCAUUAAUUUUCUACAAGAUUGGUCACCCCGGUUUUGAGUGUGGACAUUUAUAUGUUUGAAACAAUAAGAUUUUGUGCAGUCACAUACCUAUAUUUUGAAAUAUUUGUAUGCAGUUUUGGAAGUGCCAACUCGCUGGAAAUGUGUGAAUUUCGACUGUUAUCGGCUAUUAUUCACACACACUGACUCACACCUUAUUCAGCCCCAACGAAACUAAAUUUUCCAUCUCUUUAUGGACCCCGUUGAUUUAAGAUAAAAGCUCGCGUCAAGGAAACAGUGCAAUAAGAAAAGAUGACCUCGUACGUGCGCGCCAUGUACGACUUCAGCGGCGAGCCCGGCUCGUCGGAGCUCUCCAUCAACACGGGCGAAGUGUUGUCGGUGACGCGCAGUGAUGUGGGUGAAGGCUGGUGGGAGGGCAAAAACAGUCGCGGACAAGUGGGGCUCUUUCCAGCGGCCUACGUGGAGGUGCUGUCGGCAGCGGAGGCCCAAAAACUGAGUGCAGCCACUGCCACUCCGGUGCCCCCGGUGGCGGAUCCCUUUGCAGCGCCAGCUCCGCCGCGCUACGACCAGACGGCCGACGACGAUGGCAGCAAUUGGGACGACGAGGAUGACUGGAGCGAUGACAACGAUACAUACUCAGAGAUUGGACCCAGUGGCCGCGCCGCUGGCCAAGCAGCUCGCGCUGGCGGCCUCACGCACUCCACCAGCGACUACGAUAACAAGCACCUACCUGUUGCGCCCAGCGACGACACCCUGUCGCUGGCGUCCACCGCUGCCAGCACGGCCACCAUGAAGAAGGGCAUGUUCGCCAAGAGCUCCGACUCGUACAUACUCGGCCUGUCCAGCAACAAAGAGAAAAUUCCCGACUGCGAAGUGGCGUACAUCACACAGCUGGAGGACUCCAUUUAUCAGUGGACGCACAGCGGUUCGCCCUACUCCGUGAUUGUGGCCAGCCCCAAGAAGGAAUCAAAAUUCAAGGGAAUGAAAACGUUUAUUGCCUACCAGCUGACGCCUAGCUUCAAUAACAUAUCCGUGUCGCGUCGCUACAAGCACUUUGAUUGGCUGCACGAACGACUGGUGGAUAAGUUCUGUUUGAUCCCAGUGCCACCGCUACCGGACAAGCAGAUAUCUGGACGAUAUGAGGAGCAGUUUGUGGAGCAUCGACGCGUCCAGUUGCAGGAGUUCGUUGACUGGGUGUGCCGCCAUCCGGUCAUCUCGAAGUGCGAGGUGUGGUAUCAUUUUCUCACCUGCCGGGACGAGAAGAUCUGGAAGUCGGGCAAGCGUAAGGCCGAGAGGGAUCCCUAUGCGGGCGUCAAUUACUGCCUGGCCAUAUCGCCGCCGGACAAGAAUCUUCUGCACUCGAAAGUGGACGCCCAGCUGGACAGUGGAACGCAGUUCAUACACAGCAUGGAUGCGGCCGUGCGCAACCUCAACAGCAUUUCCAAUGACAUGGCCAAGCGGUCCAUGUCGCAGAGCAAAAAGGAAUUCCAGCGCAUUGGCGAUGGUCUCUCCGAGCUGGCCAAGGCCCUGGCGAUUGAUGAGCGACGAGCACCCACCCGCAAUGCUGUCCCGCUGUCCGAGAGCGUGGGACGCAUUGGCGGCAUCUUCAUUGGCGUUGGCCAGGCGUUCGGUGAUCAGCCCAAGCAGGAUUGGAUCCCACUCUCCGAUCGUUUGCACAUCUACAGGGGCGUUCUGAGCUGCUUUCCGGACAUCUUCUCCACGCACAAGGGAGCCAUACAGAAGCGCAAGGACUGCGAGCGAUCGACGGCCGAGGGCAAGAUGAGCAAUGCCCAGCUGCAGGACGUGAACAGGCGCACGGAUGUCGUCUCUUACACGGUGCUGGCCGAACUGACGCACUUCAAAGCCGAACGCGACACCCACUUGAAGCAAACACUCAAGAACUUUAUUGCGGAGCAGAUCAAGUUCUAUCAGACUGUGGUGGCGCGUCUGCAGGAAGCCAAUCGACAGAUUGAAUAGUCCACACCACGAAGCGUGGAUCGGGGAACAACAAAAGAAACAAAGAAAUGCACGCAGAGCACAAAUUCCGAAAACAUUCGCACGCGCGCAUUUGAAAUGCUUUAAGGAUAAAUAAAUCUAAAUUAAACGCGGUUUAAACGAUAAACGUGAGAUAUUCAAAUAGGUGUUGUUUGUAAGUAAAAAGUUGCGUAUUUAUAUACACACACGCACACACAAGUUAAAGUUUAUACUACGAGUAACCUAUCCCUAUUAUACACCUCCGAUUAAUUGAAAUACAAAUGCAAAUAUAUAUACAUUUAUA
Molecule: messenger RNA, 2316 nt
Organism: Drosophila obscura
Lineage: Eukaryota; Metazoa; Arthropoda; Insecta; Diptera; Drosophilidae
Gene: SH3PX1
Product: sorting nexin lst-4
Exons: 3
Coding region: 330-2015 (561 amino acids)
Biological process (GO): endosomal transport; mitotic cell cycle; endocytosis
Cellular component (GO): plasma membrane; cytoplasmic vesicle
Molecular function (GO): phosphatidylinositol binding; protein binding
Source: RefSeq, a predicted model, not a curated record